AUGGAGUACAGUCAACCUAAAUUAAACCUUUCUAUUCUUCUCAGUGCUGUUGCUAGAGAAGUUAGACAGCAGCUUAGUCGAGCCACCGAUGAAACUGCUGAGAUUGUACUUUAUGGUUUGGUCUAUUGGUUCCGUAUUUGGGACCAUGAGUAUAAUCUUCGACCAACCAAGUACUUACUUAUGUGGCUCGACUUCCUUAUUAAGGAUAUCGAGUCUAAUUUGCUUGACUCCAAACCUUUGGUCUAUUUGCUCAACCAAAUCCGCACUGGUUAUUAUCAACCAGACAUUGAGCACUUUAAUUGA
Molecule: messenger RNA, 303 nt
Organism: Entamoeba dispar SAW760
Lineage: Eukaryota; Evosea; Mastigamoebida; Endamoebidae
Exons: 1
Coding region: 1-303 (100 amino acids)
Source: RefSeq, a predicted model, not a curated record